AUGAUAUGCUUUAAGAUUGAGAAGGAUAAUUGGAUUGUUUAUAAAUUCAUUCCAGAUCAUAAUCAUGAUCUUGUGAAAUCAAGCGCGAGAGCUAUGUUAAGAUCCCAAAGACAUGUUGAUGAAGCGCAUGCUAAUAUGAUUGAAAAUAUGGAUAAUGCUGGUAUAAAACCAUGUGGUAUGUAUUCAUAUUUUGUUGAAGUUGCUGGAGGAGCCCAAAAUGUUGGAUUUUUAAAACAUGAUUGUGAUAAUUUUUUACAAAGCAAAAGAAGCAACACUCUUGAAGCAGGAGAUGCACAAAGUGUUAUUAACCACUUUAAAAAAAUACAAGCGAAUGAUUCGUCCUUCUUCUACACAAUGCAAGUUGAUUGUGAAAAUCGUAUGACCAAUUUUUUUUGGAUAGAUGGAAUAUCAAGGACAGAUUAUAGUCACUUUGGAGAUGUAGUCAUUUUUGACACAACUUACAGAACAAACAAGUAUAAUAUGGCUUGUGCGCCUUUCAUUGGGGUGAAUCAUCACAAACAAAGCGUUCUGUUUGGUUGUGCUUUCUUGUUAGAUGAGACAACAGAGUCAUUCAUUUGGCUAUUUGAAUCUUUUUUGGAAGCAAUGGGUGGAUUGCAACCUAAGACAAUUUUUACUGAUCAGUGUCAAGCAAUGGCAAAUGCUAUUAAAAGAGUGUUUCCCGAAUCUCAACAUCGACUUUGCUUGUGGCAUAUUAGCCAAAAUGCUGCUAAGCAUCUUUCAUAUUAUUUGAGGCAACCUAACUUUAAGGUUCUAUUUAAUAGGUGCCUUUAUAAUUGUGAGUAUGAGCAAGAGUUUGAAGAAGUAUGGACCCGUUUACUCACAAAAGUUGAUAUUUCAAAAUGUUCAUGGUUGAAAAUUUUUUAUGAGUUACGACAAGAUUGGUGCCCGGGAUUUAGCAAGAAUUAUUUUUCAGCUGGCAUCUUAUCAACACAAAGAAGUGAGAGUAUGAAUAAUAUUUUUCGUACUGUAACUUGUAAGACAAUGUCUCUUACUCAAUUUGUUCUUCGUUAUGAGAAAGUUUUGGAGCGUAGACGUUGGUCAGAGUUGCAAAAAGACUUUGAGUGCAAUCAAUAUGCACCUCCUCAGGUAAACAAACUUGCAGGUAUGGCUGAACAAGCUGCACGGGUAUAUACUCAUGUUGUUUUUGAAGAAUUCUAUGAAGAACUAUUUGAUUCUUUAUCUGUGGCAAUUGAAAAAACCAAUGAGCAUAGUAAAUUAAAUUCAAAAAGGGUAUUAGAUCCCCAACGUGUUCGAGCAAGGGGAGUUACAAAUGCUAGACUAAAAAGUCAACUAGAGAAGAAAAGAUGUAAAAAAUAUAUAUCACAAGCUCGAAGCAAAUCUCAUGCUGAUAAAGGCAAAGCUACAAGUACCAGUGCCAAAGAUUUUAGUACAUCUUCAACACCUCCACCAGCUUUUGGUUUUCCGUAUGUCUCUCAAGUGGCAAAUGAUCCAUAUAUCUCUCAAGUGACAAAUGAUAAUACUCUUCCAACAACAUUUUGUUUUCCAUAUAUCUAUCAAGUACCAUAUACACAGUACUAUGAGGCCAGACAAGCCAUGAUUGUAGAAGAUGAAUUUCAUGAUUUCAUUUGGCAGAUUGCAUAAGACUUUCUGUUGCUAGACUUUCUUCAAGUCAGGUGGACUUUUUGUUGUUGGUGUUCUCCUGUGC
Molecule: messenger RNA, 1687 nt
Organism: Gastrolobium bilobum
Lineage: Eukaryota; Viridiplantae; Streptophyta; Magnoliopsida; Fabales; Fabaceae
Product: protein FAR1-RELATED SEQUENCE 5-like
Exons: 3
Coding region: 1-1623 (540 amino acids)
Biological process (GO): regulation of DNA-templated transcription
Source: RefSeq, a predicted model, not a curated record